GGGAACAGCUGAGCCAAUCGCGGCAGCUGCAGCAGCCGCCGCGGGGAAGUUUAAAAACCCCAGCAAACCCCGCGGUAGGUGGGAGCCAGGGAAGGAGAGAGGAGACAGGCAGCACGCCAGCGGUGCUUCAGCUCCCCUGGAGCAAACGCCUCAGACAGGCAGCUCUGCCUCAGCUCAACAGCUGGAGCAAAAACUGGGAACCUUGGCAGGGGCGGAAGGUGUGGUCCCCAGGGAUUGCCAGGGCCAAAACGUUGUUCCGGGAAGCCUCCCCAUCCUGGAGAAAUAUUAUUUCUAAGAUCAGGGCAGGAAAAGGGAGACGACCCAAGCUAGCUAUGGGAGCAGCAGGAUCCUAAAGCAGGCUGACUUAAGGCGACCAUUAGCCUGGGUCCGUACGGUCAGGAGCAUCUACCGGCCAAUAGGCCUGCGAAUAGCAGCAAGUUACCAUCUCACCAGCAAGUGAUCAGUUGGCGAGUGGACGGGGUGUAGGGGUGGCGGAGCCCCGUGGAACAACGGAAACCUCAACUGUGAGUACACCUGCGUCGGGGAAACCCCUCUGGUAAAAGAGCUCCACUGAACCCCUCCUUCGAAUCACCCAUAACAUCAAAGUCGUGGCAGGCGGGACGAGGGGAGGGACUACCUGACGAAGGGUGUUACCGGACGUGGGGCCACCGACGUCACAGACAUGUAAAGGAGGAAAACCCACUAAAUAGCCUUUGUGCUAAAUAUGCACAAUGUCAGAUCUGGAACAAGUGAAAAACCAGGAGGAAUAAUCGUUUCCAGGUUUAUACAAAAUGACAGCUCAGGAGAAAAAGUAUAGGAAACAUAAAUACAAUGGAGCUAACUAUUCAGGGGUAUAGCAUGACUACCUAAAUGGCUGCAAAAUACAGUAACUAUUUAAUGAGGUGUAAAUAUUUAAAGAAUAAACUGGGAGCUGCAAAGUAGCACUAUUAAAAAAACCCAGAUAUAUAAUACUCCUACAAAAAGUGUGAAAUUCAUCCCUCAAUAGAGUAUAGCUCCAUAUACUAAUUGUAUAAUUGUGAGGAAAUGCAAAGUUUUCACUGAAAAUUUGUUUCUCAAAUGUCUUCAGUAGGAACUAUUCUGACAAUCAUAUUGUUUCUGAACUCAAUCAACCAAAAUGACUAUGAGCAUCAAAUUAUAAUAAUGAAUGCUUUCUUAGUGGAGUAGCAGUUAAAAGUUACUUGCUUAAGAAGUGUUGCAUUAUAUCCUGAUGAAUAUUUUCUGGUAACAAAUAUUUUAAAAUAACAACUCUUACAUAAGCACGUAAGAAAUGUUGUUUAUUGGAUUAGACCAAAGGUUCAUCUAACCCCAUACCCUGCCUCUCUCAGUGGCAGGGUGGAUGUUGAGGGGGAGGUGAAUAUAUCAUGUCCAGAAUUUCCCAUCCCCUGCUCCUUUAUCAUUGAAGCUUCCAGCAUUGAUACAUUUGAAAGUUAUGAUUCAGAGUCUGCACUACUGUCUACCAUAUUCAAUAUCUUCUAGUGGAUCUUUCCUCCAAGAACUAGUCCAAUCCCAUUUUGAACUAGGUUAAGCUACUAGCUUUCACAAAAUCUAGUGGCAAUGAGUUCCAUAGUUUAAUUGUAUACUGUAUGAAAAACAACUUCUUUUUGUUAGGUUUAAACCUGCUACCUAAUAGUUUCAUGUUAUGACCCCUAGUUGUAGUAUUGUGAGAGAUACUAGAGACAGAGAGUAAAUAAUGAAUCGCCAUUUACUUUCUGUGUACCAUUUAAUAUUUUGUAAACUGAUAUCAUGUUCCCCCUCAAGUGUCUUUUUUGCAAGCUGAAAAGUCCCAACCUAUUUAAUCUCUCACCUAAUAUGGAAAUCCUUCCAUAGCUGUGAUCAUCCUUGGCUUCCAUUUUACCUUGCCUCUAAUAGUUUUCAUCAGCAAUCCAGACCCUUGAAAUCUUUUCUGUACCCUGAAACUUAUGCCUAGAACAUAUGAAAGUCAAAAUAAUUUCUCCCAUUCUCUGUCAUGGAGGGCUUCUUGGGGGAGUUGCGAGCUGGGUAGAAUGUCAUUUGUGGAGAAGGGAAGGACAUAUUUAAUCUAAAAAUAAUAGAGCAAUUCUUCUAGUGCAAAGAACUUAGAUCACAACAGGUCAGAAUGUUUUUAAUACUGUGGAUUCCUGUGUAAAAACUCUUGGUUUAUCUCGUGAAUAAUGUUUGCACACUUAACAGAGCUAACAUUGUGCAGCACCCCAUAGCCCCCCAUAAAAGGAUCUCAAGGCACCCUAGGGUUGAGAAUCUCUGUUUUAGAGUAUAUAGUUAUGACUAGAGAUUAUCUAGUUAUUUCACAAGAUGUAUCUAGGCUUAUUGCUUAGCCAUUGAACUACUUUUGUUAUCUGUGUCUAUUGUUAUCUGUGCUUUCCAUAGCUGUGGAUGCUCUGCUUUCUGUAUCCCCCUUAUUCCAGUAAGUCAUCAGAGUUUACAAAGCAACAAGGAAGAAUUAUGGGUUACCAGUGGCAGGUGACUUGCUAUAAACACUAUAGAAGAGACUGUAAGCAAUGACUUCUUCUUAAGCUAUAGCUGAUAUUGGCCUGACCACUUCUAUACUAGCAAUUAGGGGAAUGCAUCACAACUGCUGUUUGGCUUUUAGCCAUAUUUAUUUGUUCAGCUAUGUGUAUUUGGAAAACAGGAUCAACCACCUGUGUCACAGUGCAAUCUCCUCCUAAAACCUGUGAGCUAGAGUUUAUGAAGAUACAACCUGUUAGCAGAGAGUUUAUGAGGAUACAAAAAAAGAUUAGAUAUUUUCUUUCCUAUAGUUAUAUUAAAGAGCACAAAAUAUAGGGGCCAUAAGCCUUCAUGUUUCAGGCCAUAGCAAAAAUAAUAUCAAGCUUCUAUCUUAUGUUUUUGUCCAUAGACUUCAAAGCACAAAGGAGGUAGGCACCAUUAUCUCCAUUUUAAUGAGAUAUAUAUAUAUAUAUAGUAGGCCAGUAACAGAACUUAGUGUUUCUUUUCCCAGUUAAUAUGCUACCUUCCCUUUGCCAUUUAUUCAUUAGCCAAGUAUUAUUAGAGAUUUCAGUUGAAAUAAGGGCCCCAUUACACUAGCCAUUUUAGGAACACAAAGUAAAAAAUUAGCCUUGGUCAAAGAAACGGUAACCCAAAUAGAUGAGACUGGCAAAAAAGAAGAAGAGAGAUGUACUUAGAGCAACAGAGAUGAUGUUUGCAAAAGGACAUGUUGUUGCCAUUAUUUUGGAAAACUGAGGUACAAAUAGAUAAAAUGAUGAUUAAAUGGGAAAUCUGUAACAGAGCUGGGAAUGGAGCUGAGUGUCCCUGUUCUCUACUGUCAUUGUCUUCCAGGGACAAGUUCAGGCAAGUCAUGUCACUGCCCUGUGCCUCAGUUUCCUCAAUAUGUGCAAUAGAGAUAAUGAUACCUCCCUUCUGAAGCACUUUGAGAUCUGCUGAUAAGAGUGAGGUUUAAUUGUUAUUUGUUAAAUUACUGUCAUCUCUAACAUUUACCAGUUGUCUUUAAGAGUUACUGUGGCUUGUCCUUGAGCUAAUCAACUCACCUCAGGUACUAUUUCAGUACUGUUCAGUCAUGUAUUCGUUUACUUUUGUGUUACGGGACAUGGUUGCUCCAUGUCUCUCUUUACCUUUCUACAGAUCCUAAGAACAGCCUGGGUACAAAGUGGGUGGCAUGGGUGAAUGGCAAGCUGCUGCUAAAACAGUGAGGAGCAGAUGCUGGUGUACAAAUUCUGGGAAUCCACCAUAAGGUUACUGAGAGGCUGUUCUCCCAUGCAGUAGCCCCACCCCAAACUAUUGCAUCACUGUUCCCACCCCCUAACCUGCCCCUUAAGCCCCAGUGGUGUGUAGCAAGCAAGAUCAGAUUCCAGUGGCCCAUAAAGCUGGCUGUCUCAGUCUUACCCUGUACACAGGGAUAGAGUCCCUUCAGCCACUGGCUACACAAACCAGCGGGGAGCACACAUUAGUAUAGGCAUAAUGGGACUGACGUUGCACAACUGGGCUACUGUACCUCUCCUGUCCUUACUUUUUUCCUCUUGCACAGGAUAUCCGCCUUCCAAAGAUAAUUGCUGCAUCUUAGAUGAACGAUUUGGUAGCUAUUGCCCAACCACAUGUGGUAUUGCAGACUUUUUCAGUACCUAUCACACUUCUGUGGAUCGGGAUCUUCAAAUCAUUGAAAAACUCUUGCAGCAAAUUAAUAACAGCACUGCAGUAACAGAACAGGUGAUCCACCAUAUCCGUAACAUCUACCCAGAAGAAAAAACGGCUGAUCCACAUGUGAUUGAUGGUUUUACUCAAAAAUCCAGGAAAAUAAUUGAAGAAUUUAUAAGAUAUGAAGCAACUGUUAUAAAUAAUGAAGAUGUUAUACAGCAGUUGACAAAUAUGUAUAUUUUAAAUAAUAAUAAGAUCACACAACUGAAACAAAAGAUUGCACAGCUUGAGAUGAAAUGUCAGGAGCCAUGCAAAGACACUGUCCAAAUACUGGAUGCAACUGGAAAAGAUUGCCAAGACAUUGCAAACAAAGGUAUCAGAAAAAGCGGUCUUUACUUCAUCAGACCUCUAAAAGCUAAAGAGCAGUUCCUCGUCUAUUGUGAGAUUGACACAUCUGGCAAUGGAUGGACAGUGUUCCAGAGAAGACUUGAUGGGAGUGAGGACUUCAACAAAAAUUGGGUUCAGUACAAAGAAGGAUUUGGACACUUGUCACCAGAUGACCAAACAGAGUUCUGGCUGGGCAAUGAAAAGAUUCAUUUAAUAACCAGUCAGUCUCCUAUUCCAUAUGCCUUAAGAAUAGAACUGGAGGACUGGGAUGGCCAAAAAAGGACUGCUGACUAUGCCAUGUUCAAAGUGGGACCUGAAACUGACAAGUUCCGACUCACCUAUGGCUACUUUAUUGGUGGUGAUGCUGGGGAUGCCUUUGAUGGGGUUGCUUUUGGAAUUGAGUCAAGUGACAAGGCUUUUACAUCCCAUAAUGCCAUGCAGUUCAGUACAACUGACAAUGACAAUGAUAGGUAUGAGGACAAUUGUGCUGAACAGGAUGGAUCUGGAUGGUGGAUGAAUAGAUGUCAUGCUGGACACCUCAAUGGCAAAUAUUAUCCAGGUGGCAGGUACACAGAGAAAAAUUCUGGAACUGAUAACGGUAUUAUCUGGGCAACCUGGCAUGAUCGGUGGUAUUCCCUGAAGAAAACUUCCAUGAAAAUCAUUCCAUUCACCAGACUUUCAAUAGGAGAAGGACAGCAGCAGGCAGGCGGUGUCAAACAGGUUGGAGAUGUUUAAAGGGACAUUUCAACAAAGAUUUAUUGGGACAGAAAAACAAAAUCUUCUAUACGUGGGACACUGACCUCACGUAACUUUCUUCAGUUCAGCUUUGCCUGUAGAUGAUGCCCAAUAGUAAAAACAAAAUUGUGAAAUCCCCGAGCCUUUCUCCAUGAGCAGGUUAUUGGGUAUACUCUUUGUGUGGUUACUUUUCUGUAUGUAUUCUCAAUAAACUUUUGAUUACAGUAAGCAAA
Messenger RNA from Alligator mississippiensis (American alligator), 5480 nucleotides. It is a transcript of the gene FGG, whose product is annotated as fibrinogen gamma chain. The transcript has 10 exons. Lineage: Eukaryota; Metazoa; Chordata; Crocodylia; Alligatoridae. Gene Ontology annotation, biological process: platelet activation; protein polymerization; blood coagulation. The record is from RefSeq and is a predicted model, not a curated record. Gene Ontology annotation, molecular function: signaling receptor binding. Gene Ontology annotation, cellular component: fibrinogen complex. Bases 3952 to 5247 code for a protein of 431 amino acids.